Molecule: messenger RNA, 1868 nt
Organism: Candoia aspera
Lineage: Eukaryota; Metazoa; Chordata; Lepidosauria; Squamata; Candoiidae
Gene: APTX
Product: aprataxin
Exons: 8
Coding region: 88-1140 (350 amino acids)
Biological process (GO): single strand break repair
Cellular component (GO): nucleus
Molecular function (GO): single-strand break-containing DNA binding; mismatched DNA binding; single-stranded DNA binding
Source: RefSeq, a predicted model, not a curated record
GCAGAGAUGGCAACGUGGAGGUAAGCGGAAAUGCAAGGGAGUGUGAGUUGGUGAGAGGAGGAGGUUCCCGCGAGAAGCUUCUGCACAAUGCGUGUGUGCUGGCUAGUGAGCAAAGAUAGAAGCUGUCAGCGAAUUAAACUGCCGCACUUAGAAAUGGUGGUGAUAGGGCGUGGGCCUGAAACAGAGAUAACAGACAAGAAGUGUUCACGAAGACAAGUACAGCUAAAAGCAGAUUACAACAAAGGGUACGUCAAGGUUAAACAGAUAGGAGUCAAUCCAACCAGUAUUGAUCUAUUGGAUGUUGGCAAAGAUCAAGAAAGUAAACUGAAGCCAGGACAGGUUCUUCAUAUUGUCAAUAAAUUGUAUCCAUACACCGUACAAUUCUUGGAGGAAAUGGGCACAUGUAUUGGUCGGGAAACCAAGAAACUCCAAAGUGAAAAAAGGCCACGCAGUGAACCUGAGAACAAAAGUGUGGAAAAUGUAUCAGGAAAACAAAUCAAAACAGACCAAAUGGAGCCACAAAACUACAAUUUGUGUAGUGAGGUGACAGAUGGCAGUUCCAUUUCUUCAUUUGAAAGCUCUUCUAGCAAAACGGAAUGUGUGCCAUAUUGGGCUCAAGGUCUGAAGGUUUCCAUGCAAAACCCAGACAUGCAGGUCUACAAGGAUGAACAUGUUGUAGUUAUAGAGGAUAAGUAUCCAAAAGCUCGCUAUCACUGGUUAGUGUUGCCCUGGGAGUCCAUUUCCACUUUAUUUGCGGUAACUCGUGAGCACCUUGAGCUGUUGGAACAUAUGCACGUGGUUGGAGAAAUGAUAGUCCAGCAGUGCCCGGAGAAAGACAGGUUGCGCUUCAGACUAGGCUACCAUGCCAUUCCCAGCAUGAGCCAGCUCCAUCUUCAUGUCAUUAGCCAAGACUUUGAUUCUAAGUGGUUUAAGACCAAGAAGCACUGGAAUUCUUUCACAACCAAUUACUUCUUAGACUCCACAGAUGUGAUAGCAAUAGUGAAGAAGAAAGGAAAAGUCGCUGUAGAUAAGAGUGCUCUCCAGCUUCUGAAAUUGCCUCUGAAGUGUCACGUGUGCAAACAGCAACUGCCGACUAUCCCUCAGUUAAAGGAACACCUUAAAGAACAUUGGCCAAAAUGACUUGACGACUCUGGCUUUAUUCACGCGCUACAGUUUACUGAGUAUUGGGUAAAUUCAGUUCCAAUGCUCAUAUGCAAAUAUUGAUGCUAUUGCCUUAUGAAGUGUACCAAACACAUCAUCUAGCUUAAUGUGGCCAACAGUAUUUGGGGGAGGAGUGGCUGUUAUGGAUAGGAGGGACGUGGUAAUGUAGGAGGUUUGUACAAUGUUGUGCUUGUGCUUUUGCAGUGGAGCCCUCACCCACGGCAUCGCUGUGCCCUCUGCUAAACAAUUCAUUGUAACUAAUUGGCCAGCUAAAGUGAGCCCUGAUGUUGAAUGAAUCUUUCUGCUUGUUAUGUAGUAACUGUUUUAGCUCUGAUGUGAUGGAAGGAGACUUAGUGCCCACAUUCAGGAUACUAUUCUACAUUUCAAACUGAACCUUAGGGUCAUUUUCAAAACUGGCAUGGGUAAGAGGUGAAAAACCCAGAAUAUACUUUAGUGAGAUUUGACUUGCAGCCUGAGAUAUCAGGAUAAUGUUUCAUGCCAUGUUGGAGGCAUUCCUCUGUUCUCCCAGUUUGAAUUUCAGCUUUACCGCUGUACUGAUUCUACAUCUGUGGAUGUAGCAGACAUUACAGUGUGAAAUCUGAGAUCUUAUUUCAAAAAGGAAUAUUACUUGGAAUUCUGUAUUUAUUUCAAUGUGUGUAUAUAUUGAUGUGCAAAGCAAUGUCUAUUAAACUCUACUCCUGUCUACA